GCCCUCCUCGCCUCGGAAUCUGAUUUUCACUCACUUUCGUUUCUCCUUCGCCUUCGCUUUGGUGCGUCUCCUCUGGCUCCAAACUGCGGGGAGAGAGAGAGAGGGAGAGAGACCGACGGACGGGCGAAGCGUUUUUGUUGGGGAUUUCCGCCGAUUUCUCCUCGAUGGGUAAACAGAUCCCGGACGUCUGUGGGCCCCUGUCCCCAAACGCCAAACUGCAGGCUGACCAGAAGGACGCGACUUGUUACACAGGCAUGAAAUUGAGGAUUUGCUGCGCGGUCCUCUUUACCAUCCCUCUCGUCUUAUGCGUCGUUUUCCUGAGUUUGUACCUGCAGCACCAGUAUUCGGAUCCGGUUAGCCAGCUGAAGGAAUGCAAAGUGGAGUUGCAGAACGAAACUUCCCAGAUGCGGGCUAGCCUGGGCUCCAUGGAGAAGCGCGUGGAAGAGACGGGGAGCGACCUGAAGAAGGCGAGGGUCGAACGAGAUGGGCUGCGAGCCGAACUGGCGGUCGCUAACCGGAGCCUGGUGAAGGCCAGGGAGGACUGGGGCGCCUGUCAGGAACAGCUGAAAAGUGUGGAAAAAAAUGCCACAUCCCAAGUGAAGGAAGCUGUCCAGCGAGAAAUGGAUAAAACCAAAAUUGCUGAAGAGGAGAUUAAACAUCUUAAGGAACAACUCUCCAAUUUACAACAGAUGAAGGAGCAACAACAAAAGGAGAUUCAGCAUCUGGAGGAUCAGCUUACGAAACAUAAAUCUGUUGAGCGCUCCAAGGGAGGCCUUCUCCUGGGGCCUUCUAUGGUCCUUCUCCCACUUCUCCUUGCUGCCCUCCUCUUCUAGUCCAUUUUGGUCACUGCCAAGUUUGGGUGGUGCGCAAGUGUCAAGUCUCACCCUACUUCAUCUGCAUAACCAUACUCCUCCUUCUGCAUGUGGGUUUUGGAGACAUCUGAGUUGCGCCCUGUUAGGACAGGAACCUGAUUCUGAUGCCAGACUUGGACAUUUAUCUACUCUGAUAACUGAAAUUUUGGCCACAGCAGUGGAUUUGCUAGAGCUUGUAUUACAUUGCACUGUUACACAGAACUUGGCAAAUAAAGUUCAAUUUUGAUUAUGUUAAUAAUAA
This is a messenger RNA of Ahaetulla prasina, 1113 nucleotides long. RefSeq lists its product as uncharacterized. The transcript has 4 exons. The record is from RefSeq and is a predicted model, not a curated record. The coding region runs from base 165 to 833 and encodes 222 amino acids. Lineage: Eukaryota; Metazoa; Chordata; Lepidosauria; Squamata; Colubridae.